Molecule: messenger RNA, 667 nt
Organism: Camarhynchus parvulus
Lineage: Eukaryota; Metazoa; Chordata; Aves; Passeriformes; Thraupidae
Product: basic helix-loop-helix transcription factor scleraxis-like
Exons: 2
Biological process (GO): developmental process; regulation of transcription by RNA polymerase II
Molecular function (GO): DNA-binding transcription factor activity, RNA polymerase II-specific; protein dimerization activity; RNA polymerase II transcription regulatory region sequence-specific DNA binding
Source: RefSeq, a predicted model, not a curated record
GGCGGCGGGCGGCGGGCGGCGGCCAACGCGCGGGAGCGGGACCGCACGCACAGCGUCAACACGGCCUUCGGCGCCCUCCGCCGGCUCAUCCCCACCCGCCCGGCCGACCGCCGCCUCUCCAAGGUGGAGACGCUGCGCCUGGCGGCCAGCUACAUCUCGCACCUGGCCAACGUGCUGCUGCUGCAGCAGCGCCGGCAGGACGAGGCGGGGGAUGCCGAGCAGCCCUGCCCGCAGCCCUGCCCGCAGCCUUGUCCACAGCCAUGCCCGCAGCCCUGCCCGCAGCCCGCUCAGCCCCCGCAGCCCUGCUCGCCGCCAGGUGCCUCCGCGCCUCGCUCCAUCUGCACCUUCUGCCUCAGCGACCAGCGGCAGCGGCACCGGGAAAGAGAGAAACCAUCACCUGCUCCAGCCGUAACCGGACUCUGAACAGGCUGAGGUCUCGCACCGCUCCUGCUCUGACUGUACCAUGCUCUGGGUAACAUCGCCUCACUCGUGCUGCAUGUUUACAUUUAGAUAGCACAGUCCUAAAAGAGUUCCUUUUUAAGCCUACGCACUUUGUCUCAUAUUGUGAGGCGUUUUUUCAGGAUGUUUUGCAAGUGAAAUUCACUGCCUCGGUUGCACCUGGCGCUGCAGCUAUUUUAGCGCGAGAAAUGUUAAACCUCAGCAGCCA